Messenger RNA from Condylura cristata (star-nosed mole), 2484 nucleotides. Its product is annotated as protocadherin gamma-A10. Gene Ontology annotation, cellular component: plasma membrane. Gene Ontology annotation, molecular function: calcium ion binding. NCBI's taxonomy places the organism in Eukaryota, Metazoa, Chordata, Mammalia, Eulipotyphla, Talpidae. The coding region runs from base 1 to 2484 and encodes 827 amino acids. The record is from RefSeq and is a predicted model, not a curated record. The transcript has 2 exons. Gene Ontology annotation, biological process: homophilic cell-cell adhesion.
AUGGCCGCUCAAAGGAAUCUUUCCAAGCGCAGAGCGCUGCUGCUGUUGCUGCUCUCCCAGUUCUUCGGUAUGCGGUGGGAGGUCGAAGCUCGGCAGAUCCGCUACUCCGUUCCCGAGGAGUUAGAGAAAGGCUCUUUCGUGGGUAACAUUUCCAAAGACUUGGGGCUGGAGCCCCGGGAGCUGGCGGAGCGCGGAGUCCGCAUCGUCUCCAGAGGUAGGACGCAGCUUUUUGCUUUGAACCCCAGAAGCGGCAGCUUGGUCACCGCGGGCAGGAUAGACCGGGAGGAGCUGUGCGCUCAGAGCGCGCGGUGCUUGGUGAAUUUUAACAUCCUUGUGGAAGACAAAGUGAAACUUUUCGGGAUUGAAAUAGAUGUAACUGAUAUCAACGAUAAUGCCCCCAAAUUCCAAGCUGAAAAGGUGGAUGUAAAAAUUAAUGAAAACGUCGCUCCAGGAAUGCGUUUUCCGCUCCCAGAAGCAGUUGACCCGGAUGUGGGCGUGAACUCCCUGCAGAACUACCAGCUCAGCCCCAAUAAGCACUUCUCCCUAGCCGUUCAGAGCCAUGCCAGUGGCGUCAAGUACCCGGAGCUGGUGCUGGAGCACGCGCUGGAUCGGGAGGAAGAGGCACUACACCAUCUGGUGCUCACUGCCUCUGAUGGGGGUGACCCGCUCCGAACUGGCACUGUGACAAUCAGUGUGACUGUCUUCGAUACAAAUGACAACGCACCAGUCUUCACCUUGCCAGAAUACAGAGUGAGUGUUCCUGAGAACUUCCCUGUGGGCACACAACUGCUGACAGUCAGAGCCACCGACAGGGAUGAAGGAGCCAAUGGAGAAGUGACAUAUUCAUUCCGAAAAAUACCUGACAUACAAUUGUUGAAAUUCCAGCUAAACAAAAAUACUGGGGAGAUAAAACUAUUAGAAGAUCUAGAUUAUGAAGAAACAGGUUUCUAUGAACUAGAAGUACAAGCAGAAGACGGAGGAGCAUAUCUUGCAACCACCAAAGUGUUGAUUACAGUAGAAGAUGUAAAUGACAACAGUCCAGAUGUGACCAUCACAUCUCUCUUUAGCCCCCUGAUGGAAAAUUCACCGCUGGGGACAGUUAUAGCUCUUCUGAACGUGCAUGAUCUAGACUCUGGGCAGAAUGGACAGGUGACCUGUUCCAUACCCAGAAAUUUACCAUUUAAGUUAGAAAAGUCCAUUGACAGUUAUUAUAGACUGGUGACACAUGGAGUCCUUGACAGGGAACAGGUAUCCUCUUACAAUAUCACAGUAACAGCCACAGAUGGAGGAAGCCCACCCUUAUCAACAGAGACUUACUUCAUCCUGCAAGUGGCAGAUAUCAAUGACAAUCCGCCCACCUUUUCUCAUACCUCCUACUCGACCUAUAUCCCAGAGAACAACCCUAGAGGUGCCUCCAUCUUCUCUGUGACUGCCGUAGACCCAGAUAGCAAAGAGAAUGCUCGGGUUAUUUAUUCCCUAGCUCAAGACACCAUCCAAGGAGCACCCCUAUCUUCGUAUAUCUCCAUAAACUCUGACACAGGAGUCCUAUAUGCUCUGCGGUCCUUUGACUAUGAACAAUUUCGUGAUCUGCAGAUGAAGGUGAUGGCCACUGACAGUGGGGACCCUCCACUCAGCAGCAAUGUGUCACUGAGCCUGUUUAUUCUGGACCAGAACGACAACACACCUGAGAUCCUGUACCCUGCACCCCCCACAGAUGGAUCCACAGGUGUGGAGCUGGCACCCCGCUCCGCAGAGCCUGGCUACCUGGUGACCAAGGUGGUGGCGGUGGACAGGGACUCGGGCCAGAACGCCUGGCUGUCCUACCGCCUGCUCAAGGCCAGCGAGCCAGGGCUCUUCUCAGUGGGGCUGCACACGGGCGAGGUGCGCACUGCGCGUGCCCUGCUGGACAGAGAUGCGCUCAAGCAGAGCCUGGUGGUGGUGGUGCAGGACCACGGCCAGCCCCCACUCUCGGCCACAGUCACUCUUACUGUGGCCAUGGCUGAUAGUAUCCCAGACAUCCUGGUUGACCUUGACAACCUGGAGGUUCCACAGGACUCUGAUGCCUCAGGCCUGACCUUGUACCUGGUGGUAGCACUAGCUGCAGUCUCCUGUGUCUUCCUGGCCUUUGUCAUCGUGCUCAUGGCGCUCAGGCUGCGGCGCUGGCACAUGUCACGUCUGCUACAGGUGUCAGGAAGCCGGCUGGCUGGGGAACCCCCCUCUCAUUUCGUGGGUGUUGAUGGAGUGAGAGCUUUCCUGCAGACCUAUUCGCAUGAGGUCUCCCUUACUGCAGAUUCUCGGAAGAGUCACCUGAUCUUCCCGCAACCCAACUAUGCAGACACCCUCAUCAGCCAGGAGAGCUGUGAGAAAAAGGAUCCUUUGUCUUUAUUAGAUGAUUCGAAGUUUCCCAUAGAAGAUACUCCUUUGGUUCCAUUAAAUUCUACAAUCUCUGAAGCUGAAAAUAGAUUGGCCGACAGCGAUAAGUAA